This is a messenger RNA of Lolium rigidum, 1680 nucleotides long. RefSeq names its product protein NRT1/ PTR FAMILY 4.6-like. The record is from RefSeq and is a predicted model, not a curated record. Gene Ontology annotation, cellular component: membrane. Gene Ontology annotation, biological process: transmembrane transport. NCBI's taxonomy places the organism in Eukaryota, Viridiplantae, Streptophyta, Magnoliopsida, Poales, Poaceae. Bases 1 to 1680 code for a protein of 559 amino acids. Gene Ontology annotation, molecular function: transmembrane transporter activity. The transcript is spliced from 5 exons.
AUGGAGCCUGGAAGCUUUGUUGAUUGGAGGGGAAACACCAUCAAUAAAAACAUGCAUGGCGGAGUCAGAGCAGCAUCGUUUUUGCAUGUUCUGACUGUGGUUACCAACGUGGUUAAAAUCCCAAACCUGCUGAAUCUGGUCACUUACCUCCGUGUAACAAUGCAUAUGGGGGUCUCCCGCUCUGCAACUACGGCCACUAAUUUUUUUGGUGCCACGUCUGGAUUUGGACUGAUAGGAGCUUUCCUCUCUGACUCCUACAUUGCUCGCUCUAGAACUAUGCUCCUCUUUGGUCCAUUUAUGUUUCUGGGAUAUGGAUUGCUCGCACUACAAGCGUACCUUCCCUCACUCCAUCCACCACCUUGCAACAUUGAAGCAGAGCUAAACAACUGUAAAGAGGUCCAUGGAUGGAAUGCUACCUUAUUAUACACAGCCUUGUAUAUGAGUGCAUUUGGUGAUGGUUUUAUUGGUGUUUGCUUGCCAUCCCUCGGAGCAGACCAAUUUGACCAUGAAGAUCCCUCUGAGUCCCGCAAACAGUCCAGCUUCUUUAAUUGGUAUAGCUUUGGAAUCUCCUUUGGCGGGUCUGUAGGGAUUAUUCUCAUAGUGUGGCUCGAGAACUACAAAGGGUGGGAUAUCGGACUUGGGGUGUGUUCAAUCCUAAUUCUGUUUGGAUUGCUCAUUGUUGCUGCUGGUCUCCCUUUCUACCGCAACCAUGUACCAGAAGGAAGCCCUCUAACUCGAAUAUUGCAGGUUCUUGUGGUUGCAUUCAGGAACAGGAAGCUUGAACUUCCCGAGAAACAGGAAGAAGCACAUGAAAGCUGUACUGGGACAAGGACAGGUUCUGCUGGCGCACUCUCUCAAGCAAGUAGUCUGAAAUUCCUCAACAAAGCUUGCAUCAAUCGUGGCAAUAAUGGAGCCUGGUCGGUUCGCAGCGCGACGAAGGUGGAGGAGACCAAGAUUGUGUUGCGUGUGCUCCCUCUGUUCAUCAGCUCCAUGGUUGGUUAUAUAUCGAAUGUUAUCCUCUUCACAUUCACUGUUCAGCAAGGUGGCAUGACGAACACCAGGCUCGGCAAGAUCCAUGUUCCCCCAGCGACACUCUUUAUCAUCCCCAACGCAUUCCAGAUGAUAAUGCUUGCUGUCUAUGACCAGUUCAUUGUGCCAUUCUUGCGUAGACGCACAGGCUAUGUUGGUGGCAUCACUCAUUUGCAACGCAUUGGUAUAGGCUUCGCCUCCAUGUUACUUGCGUCGGUAAUCGCAGCAAUUGUUGAGAGGAAGAGAAAGGAAGCUGUGGUGCAGAUGUCCCUGUUCUGGCUUGCACCUCAGGUUGUCCUGCUUGGCGUGUCAGAUGUGACGUCAUUCACCGGGCUUCUGGAGUUCUUCAAUAGUGAGGCUCCACGUGGCAUGAAGUCUAUUGCCACUGCAUUGUUCUGGUGUGUGCUGGGGGUCGCAUCAUUGAUGGCCACAUUGCUGGUGGAAAUUGUGAACUGGGCUACACGGCAUGGUCACCAGGGAGGCUGGCUCGAGGGUACAAGUUUGGACAACAGCCAUCUUGACCUGUUCUAUUGGGUUGUGGCUAUUGUCGCAUUGCUUGGCUUCUUCAACUACAUGUACUGGGCCAAGAAGUAUGUCUACCAGCACAAUCCACGCAUUGUUGAGAACUCUGCUGAUCGGGAUUCGCUUUGA